This is a messenger RNA of Ostertagia ostertagi, 1317 nucleotides long. The record is from the annotation of a GenBank genome assembly. NCBI's taxonomy places the organism in Eukaryota, Metazoa, Nematoda, Chromadorea, Rhabditida, Trichostrongylidae.
AUGUAUCCCUCCGGCUCGAGUACGUUCACCGGCGGACCGGGUGUCGUGCGAAAGGGCGCGGAUAUUUCACUGGAAGGAGUCAAUGAGUGGAAGAUACAAGAGAUUGGAUACGACGGAGUAGAAAAAUAUAUCAAACCUCCUUCAUUUUCUGACAAUGUUGGGAAAUUGGCACGACAGGUGGACUGGAAGAAGCUGAUAGGUUCAGAUGCGCUUUAUGACAACCCAAAUUCAAUAAAGAGUGAAAAUGAGGACGAUGAGACUGUUGAAAAGAAGUCUGUUGAAAUUGAAGAGCGCGUUGUACCAGAAGCAGGUCCUUGGCAUGGCGUGGCAAAGUAUUUACAUGAGUCACUUCAACAGUUCAACGUUCUUCUUGACAACCUUGCAAUCAUGCGGGCUACUGAUUACAUGAAGCCGUUGACUAUUCUUGAUCCAAUUCAUGCGGAGUCAGCACCGAUGCAGACUGAAAAUGCCGCGGCAAGUAAAGCCACACAGUGGGUGUGGAAGCGAAAGGUUGAGUCGCAGAUAGAUUUGCUUUGUUGUGAAGAUAAUUGUGUAUUUGAUUCUGAGCGUUUUAUUAUACCUUACAUCACCUUUCAGGCAUUAUUGGAAGCGAUGAGUGUCCUUGAAUUGGCGCAACGAUUACGAAAUGUUGAGGUUGAAGAUGAGGUGCACCAGCAGAAAAGUCAAUUCUUUAUGGAGCUGACGAAAAUGCGUGAGUAUUGGAGGGUUAGAAAAACUGGUGAUCACAUCUAUGGAGACCUUGGCUAUCGCAUCUUUGGUUCAAAGUACAACCCGCGGGAACUGUUCGAUAUAACAAGAAUAUCGUUGCCUCCUGGAACUUCAAUCGAUGCAAACACAACUGUACUGCAAGUGACCGUUCCUCGUGACCUCACUCGUCGCUCUACGUUGUCUGUAUCAAUAGUUAAAGAUGACUAUACUAACCGUGAUUUGUUCGCGAGUUUGGACGAUCAUCAGUUUGAAUACAUGAAAAUAGACAACAGUAAAAUUGAGUCUAUUCAUUGGAGCGAUGCUCUCAAAUGGGCUCAAGAAACUUUGAUAUGCAAGGACAUUUUCAACACUCUGUGCUCCGAUGCUGUUCAAAUGCGGAGUCGCUUAUCUACCAUUCGGGAUGGAGUGCUGCUUGAGGGAGAUCUACCAGAAGAAGGAUGCCCAUAUUUGAAUCGAUCACUUCGCGAAAUGAUGGUUGCACAAGAGUGCACUCGGUGGGUACGCCCGCAAGCCUUUGUGUCUCUGCCAUUGACAAAUCUCAGUGAAGCACUUGAUGCUCGUGGACCAAGAGCAUUUACGGCACGAGAG